GAUCUUUCUGCUCAUGAUUGGUGGAGCUUUUGGAACAGAGUGGAGUGUGAAGUACAACCAACAGGAAAUAUGUGCUUUAAAAGGAUCCACAGUGUUUAUGAAUGGAACUUAUACUCACCCAGAACGUCUUACAGUCACAGAGACUUUUUGGGGUAUAGACAUAGUUAAGGGUGUGGAGCUGACUGAUCUGAGUAAAGACCCAGAUUAUUCAGGCAGAGUUGAGUAUUUAACUGAUGAACAGAAACACUUCUCCUUCAAACUGAGUGAUGUAAUGAAGAAGGAUGAACAUCAGUUCUGCUUCAGAAUCAGAACAAAUGAAGAAAAAGAAAAAUGGGCAGCUACACCUGGAGUUCAGCUCAGAGUUACAGAGCUCCAUGUUGAAGCUCCUGAAGAAGUGACAGAGGGAGAAACAGCAGAUCUGACAUGUAAAACCACCUGCAGUCUGACUGACCCAACAUUCAUCUGGUACAAAAAUGGACAUCCUUUAACCACAAAGACCAUCAAGAACAACCAGCUCCACCUGCAGACAGUCAGCAGUGAGGAUGCAGGCAGUUAUAGCUGUGCUGUAAGAGAAUAUCAACACCUCCACUCUACUGAUGAAAUGCUCUACAGCACCAUUACGCACAAACCUGUAGAGGCUGCUGCUUCUGCUGAUGCUACAGGUGGGAUUCAGAAUAAUGACAUGACCAGCACUGACCAGCAGGAGGAGCCACAAUAUGCCAGUCUUACAUUCCUCCACCGAACUGCUGCCACUGGGUCACCAACUCAGAAUGUAGAAGAUCCCUCAGUGAUUUACAGCACAACCAUAAGAGCAGCCAAACGAGAGUACAGAGCUAAAGUGGAGUCACAGUUCAACACCACCAACAUAAGAAGCCUGUGGGAGGAGUUAAACACAAUAACGGACUUUAAGAGGGAAACUCGUUCUGUGAAUAACAUCAGCGCUGCACUUCCAGACGAGCUGAACACUUUCUACGCCCGUUUUGAGCUGAAACUGGCCAGCGGGGCCACCCAGGACUCCAAUUCCCAGAACUCCUUGCUCCAUCACAUGACUCAGGACUUGUUGCUCUUGUCAUAUCAAAAACAUGACAGAACACCAGAGGGUGCCUGUGAGCAAGUCCUCAUUGAAGAGGGGUGA
This is a messenger RNA of Colossoma macropomum (tambaqui), 1135 nucleotides long. RefSeq lists its product as uncharacterized. Lineage: Eukaryota; Metazoa; Chordata; Actinopteri; Characiformes; Serrasalmidae. The transcript is spliced from 7 exons. Bases 14 to 1135 code for a protein of 373 amino acids. The record is from RefSeq and is a predicted model, not a curated record.